Messenger RNA from Thermothelomyces thermophilus ATCC 42464, 994 nucleotides. RefSeq lists its product as uncharacterized. The transcript is spliced from 3 exons. NCBI's taxonomy places the organism in Eukaryota, Fungi, Ascomycota, Sordariomycetes, Sordariales, Chaetomiaceae. Bases 292 to 756 code for a protein of 154 amino acids. The record is from RefSeq and is a predicted model, not a curated record.
GGAGGAGACAGAGAAUUGCUAGUUAGGAUCGUGGACCAACACGAACGUCACAACUCGGCUCCGCGCUUCUAUUUUGGGUUGCAUUGGAGCAAACAACAGACUUGAAAGGUGCCUUGGCCCAUGAGAUGCCUCCUAUGCUGGGCUCCGAGUGUUGUUCAACUGGGUCCUCUCGGUCUAUAUAAGACCGCCCAUCCCAUUCCCGGGUCUUGCUUGAGAACCAGCAUCCUUCAACACUCGGAACAAACAGAGUCUCGAGAAGACACCGGUCCUACCCAAGACCAACUAAGCACCAUGCUCGCCAAGCUCUCCGUUCUCGCCCUCGCGGCUGCCGCUCCCCUGGCUGCGGCCGUCGGCAAGGCCCGCGUCGUCAACAAGUGCGACAACGACGUGCACCUCUGGGCCGUCGGCGCCAACGUCGACGGCCCUCACAAGCUGUCCAAGGGCGGCGUGUACGAGGAGGCCUUCACCAAGGACCCCGUCACGGGCGGCCGGGCGCUCAAGAUCACCAUCCCCGAGGACGGCCUCUACUCGGGCGCCCCGCAGACCAUCUACGCCUACAACCUCGACGGCCCGAGGGUCUGGUACGACCUCAGCGACGUCUUCGGCGACGCCUUCGCCGGCAAGAAGCUCGUCGUCGCCAGCGACGAGCCCUCCUGCCCGUCCAUCAUCUGGCCCACCGGCGUCCCGCCCGCCGGCAGCCAGGUCAAGACCUGCACUUCCGAGAAGAGCGUCACGCUCACCCUCUGCGCCCCGUAAAGAGGCGGAGGAUUUGGGGAAGAGAGUGACGGGCUUGAUAUUGGGAGCAUCAUUAGGGGCGGUUUGGGACCGUUAAUUAAAAAAGAAAUAAACAUCCAAGUCCAUCCCGCUAUUUCGGGCGAGGGAUGAUACUGCUUCCACCGGUCCUUGGGCCUGAUGGAAAACUGAAUGAAUAUACCCAACCGUUAAAUAAUGACAAAACUUUAACGCUUGUUCAGCCAUCUAGCCAUGCCCUGUG